CGGCUCUGGGGCCGGGAGGGGAAGGAGGCGGUGGGGCGGGCCGGGCUGGGGGCGCGGAGGCGGGCCCGGCGCUCGGGUUUCGGCCCCACCGCGGCGGCCGGGGUCCCCGCGGCCCCAGCAGCGCAGGCUCUGAGAAGACGGCGGGGGCGCGGCGGGCCAGGCCAGCCCCUUCCCGCGGCCCGCGGCGCGGCCUCUGCCCCGGAGGCGGGAGGAAGGCGGCGCGGCCGCGGCCUCGACGUCGGCGACCGCGCCGCCCGCAAUGGGAAGCGCCUUAUAAAGCCGCGGCGCGGCCGCCCCGCCGAGUCGGCGCCACGCUCUCCCGGGGGUGCCGCGCGGACCCCGCACAGACCGCGCGCAGACCCCGGCUCCGGACGGACUCCGGCCUCAGAGAGCCCGGCCCGGCCCGGGCGUCCGCCGCCGGCCGAUAGGCGGGGGCCAGGGCGCCCCCGGCGGCGGGGGCAUGCGCGGCCCGCGGCAUGGCCUCGGCGGUGUUUGAGGGCACCUCGCUCGUGAACAUGUUCGUGCGCGGCUGCUGGGUGAACGGCAUCCGCAGGCUCAUCGUCAGCCGGCGCGGCGACGAGGAGGAGUUCUUCGAGAUCCGCACCGAGUGGUCGGACCGCAGCGUGCUCUACCUGCACCGCAGCCUCGCCGACCUGGGCCGCCUGUGGCAGCGCCUCCGCGACGCCUUCCCCGAGGACCGGCCCGAGCUGGCGCGCGCGCCGCUGCGGCAAGGUUCGGGGCCGGGGGCCGGGGCCCGGGGAGGGCGGGACCCCAGACCCGUCCGCGAGGCCGUCUGCGAGGGCGCGGAGGGCAGGGGGAAGGCAGGGGGAAGUCCCCUGGUCCGAGGGCGCGGCCGCCCCUGGGGACGGGACGGGGACACUGAGCCCCUCCGCGCCCAGACGGAGGGCAGCGAGCGGGGCGGGGGCUGGGGGAGAAGCGGGGUGGCUCCUGAUGCCCCGGAGGCCCCAUCGGCAGAGGGCGGAAGACGGGUGCCCCGACCCGCUGGAAAAGCGGAGGAGGCCAGAGAGGCCCCGAGCGUCCCCAGGGACGAGUCGCUGAGCAGCCCCAGAGCGGCGGCCCCCAGGCCUCCCGGUCCAGGCCCCGAUCUGGCGUGGCCACCGCUUCCUUCCCCAUCCUCGCGAGGGACAGCUGCGACCCUCACCCCCCAGCCCGCCGGGCCGGGAAACGUUUGAGAGGGUUAGCGACAGUGUCCAGCUGGGGUCACAGUGGCGCCACCCCUGCCCCCGCUCCAUUCUCCCGGGAGGGGAUCGCCUCUCGUUGGCCGCGGUGACCGGCUGCCCGAGUGUGAGGUGCCACGCAGCGGCCGUCACUCCUCAGGAGGGGCCACCCCACCACCGGCUGCGAGGCAAAGCCCGGGUG
Manis javanica (Malayan pangolin) is the source of this 1380-nucleotide messenger RNA. The record is from RefSeq and is a predicted model, not a curated record. NCBI's taxonomy places the organism in Eukaryota, Metazoa, Chordata, Mammalia, Pholidota, Manidae.